AGAUCCUCCCCCUAUCUGCGCGAGCCUUCUUCUUCCUCUUUCCUUGAUAUUCCUGCGAAACUCAGCGAUCUCGCACGAUGGAGAAGAACAGCUCCCUUCCACGGCCCGUGCAUGCGCCUGCCAGGCGGGCGUCCCGACAUCCAACGAUAUUCCUCGGUAUCCUCUUGGCCCUCGCAACUACCCUCUAUUUUGGACCGACGUAUGAAGCUGUCAAGUCUAGAUGUCAUUCAGCCAUUUCAUCGAGCCAUGCAAAAGACAGCCUUGAUUCUGUCAAAUGGAGUCAAGAUCAGUUGAAGGAGUACUCCAAAUGUCCAGUCCAGCCAAAGCCAUUGCACCCGAAGAUGACUUGGGAGAUGACCUCUGAAGAAAAGGAGAGAUCGAUCAAGCUGUACUCCGAGGCCGUGCAGAUUCCAACCCAGAGCUACGAUGAUAACGGAGAGCCUGGAGAGGACGAGCGAUGGGCGCCGUUCUUUGACUUUCAAAAAUGGCUCAAUACAACGUUCCCUUUGGCCACACAAACGGCUCGUAUCGAGUACAUCAACAAGCUCGGCAUUCUGGCAACAUUCGAAGGCUCAGACCCCUCCCUCAAGCCUUUGCUUCUCAUGUCCCACUAUGAUGUCGUUCCGGCCCCUCCGUCAACGUACGAUCGUUGGACUUAUCCCCCAUUCAGCGGACAUAUCGAUGACGAAUUCGUAUGGGGGAGAGGUGCAGCCGAUGACAAGACGCUGCUCGUGGCUCAAUGGGAAUCCAUCACCCACUUGCUUGAGAAUGGGUUUAAACCCAGGCGGACACUCAUUCUGUCCCACGGCUUUGACGAAGAAGAAGUAUUUGCUCGACGUGGUCAAGGUCACAUCGCCCCUUUCCUCGAAGAGAGAUACGGCAACGACGGUCUUUUGAUGGUUAUCGAUGAGGGCUCGGGAGCCAGCGACGAUUUCUAUGGCGGUGCCUUUGCGCUCCCUGCAAUGGGAGAGAAAGGAUACAUGGACAUCGAGAUCUCGGUAGGAACUGCUGGCGGACAUUCCUCCGUUCCUCCAACGCACACUGGCAUCGGUAUCAUGUCGCAGAUCGUACUUGGACUGGAGGAUCAUCCCUUCUCCGAAAAGCUCACCCCCGCCACUCCAAUGCUUCAGGCUUUGAUGUGCGCCAAGGAUCACGCACCUUCCUUCCCACACGAGUACUCCAAGCUUCUAAAGAAGGAAGGACCAAAGUCAUAUCCCAAGUUGGCCCAGACUCUGUCAUCAGAAUCCCUAUUCAACAAAGCCAUGCUCGGUACCACUACUGCCGUGGACGUUUUCCACGGUGGAGUGAAAGUCAAUGCGCUCCCAGAGCUUGUCAAGGCGCAAGUCAACUUCCGGAUCGACUUCACCGAGUCUAUUCAGUCGACCAAAGAUCACGUCGCGAGGAUCCUGAAACGAGUAGCUAAGAAGAACAGCUUGCAGCUCUCUGCUUGGGAAGGCAAAGAUGGGGACAAGGAUCUCGGCGGACGAUAUAUCAAAGUCGAGCUCAUCGGCAAAGCCUUGGAGCCAGCACCAAGAACGCCGAGUAGCGGUGGUGUCUGGGAGCUCUUCGCCGGAACAGUCAAAUCUGCAUUGCCUGCGCCCGAUGGAUCUGAACGUAUCGUUACGCCUUACCAUUCUACUGGGAACACGGACUGCAAGAUGUACUAUAAUCUUACCAAGCACGUCUAUCGCUUCAUGGGCUCCUCGGGUGGCAAGUCUGGAAAUGCUCACACUGUUGACGAACGUGCUUCGAUUGCAUCGCACUUCCAAAUUAUCAGCUGGAUCCACGCGAUCAUCCAGAACGCUGACGCGUACGAUGGAGAGCAAUGAGAGAGAGGAGAGAAGAAUUGGGACAUUCUGAAAUCAAGACCAUGCACACA
Messenger RNA from Kockovaella imperatae, 1879 nucleotides. Its product is annotated as carboxypeptidase s precursor. Gene Ontology annotation, molecular function: metallocarboxypeptidase activity. Bases 78 to 1829 code for a protein of 583 amino acids. Gene Ontology annotation, cellular component: fungal-type vacuole lumen. The record is from RefSeq and is a predicted model, not a curated record. The transcript is spliced from 11 exons. NCBI's taxonomy places the organism in Eukaryota, Fungi, Basidiomycota, Tremellomycetes, Tremellales, Cuniculitremaceae.